Messenger RNA from Puma concolor (puma), 1830 nucleotides. The record is from RefSeq and is a predicted model, not a curated record. Lineage: Eukaryota; Metazoa; Chordata; Mammalia; Carnivora; Felidae.
UUGGCUAUGGAUAAUUCAUAUCAUCUCAACCAACGAAACUCAUGUAAUGGACUUCCAUCUGAGAAGAAAAACAACUUCCUUGUGUCUGAAGAUCAUGGACAGAAAAUCUUAAGUGUACUACAGAAUUUUAGAGAACAAAAUGUCUUUUAUGAUUUCAAAAUAAUCAUGAAAGAUGAAACAAUCCCAUGUCAUCGUUGUGUCUUAGCAGCAUGCAGUGACUUUUUCAGGGCCAUGUUUGAAGUGAACAUGAAAGAGCGAGACGGUGGGAGCGUCACCAUCACUAAUCUGUCCUCCAAAGCAGUAAAAGCGUUUCUUGACUAUGCCUACACUGGGAAAACCAAGAUAACGGAUGAUAACGUGGAAAUGUUCUUCCAGUUGUCAUCAUUUCUUCAAGUUUCCUUCCUAGCCAAAGCUUGCAGUGACUUCUUAAUAAAGAGUAUUAACCUUGUCAAUUGUUUACAGUUAUUAUCGUUGUCAGACAGCUACGGCUCUCCCCGCUUGUUUGACCACGCGCUGUACUUUGUACAGCACCACUUUUCCUUACUGUUUAAAUCCAGUGAUUUCCUAGAGAUGAACUUCGGAGUACUGCAGAAAUGUCUGGAAUCCGAUGAACUGAAUGUCCCUGAAGAAGAGACUGUACUGAAAGUGGUCCUUAGCUGGACCAAACACAACUUAGAAUCAAGGCAAAAGCAUCUGCCUUACUUGAUUAAAAAAGUUAGAUUACAUCAGUUAUCCGAGGAGACCCUUCAAAACUGUCUGCUCAACGAAGAGUGUUUACUCAAAAGCACAAACUGUUUUGACAUAAUCAUGGAUGCUGUUAAGUGUGUGCAAGGUUCUGGUGGACUCUUCCCUGACGCUCGACCAUCCACAACUGAAAAAUACAUAUUUGUUCACAAAACUGAGGAAAACGGUGGAGACCAAUAUACCUUUUGCUACAAUAUAAACAGUGACUCGUGGAAAGUGCUGCCACAGUCACACCUGAUUGACUUGCCAGGGUCUAGUCUGUCUAGUUACGGAGAGAAGAUAUUCCUGACGGGCGGGUGCAAAGGGCCGUGCUGUAGAACGGUUCGGCUUCAUAUCGCAGAGUCCUAUCAUGAUGCGACUGACCAAACCUGGUGCUACUGUCCAGUGAAGAACGAUUUCUUCCUGGUAUCAGCUAUGAAGACACCAAGAACCAUGCAUACAUCAGUUCUGGCUCUCAACAGAUUAUUUGUCAUAGGUGGAAAGACGAAAGGGUCUCAGGACAUUAAAAGCCUCUUAGAUGUCGAGUCUUACGACCCUCUUUCUAAAGAAUGGAUGUCUGUCAGCCCGUUACCCAGGGGCAUAUACUACCCUGAAGCGAGCACCUGCCAAAAUGUCAUUUAUGUUCUUGGGUCAGAGGUAGAGAUUACAGAUGCCUUUAACCCGUCACUUGAUUGCUUUUUCAAAUACAACGUGACCACCGAUCAGUGGUCUGAACUCGUAGCAGAGUUUGGGCAGUUUUUUCAUGCGACACUAAUCAAAGCUGUCCCAGUAAACUGCACACUGUACAUAUGUGACCUUUCCACCUAUAAGGUUUAUAGCUUUUGUCCAGAUACUUGUGUCUGGAAGGGUGAAGGCUCUUUUGAAUGUGCAGGCUUUAAUGCAGGCGCAGUUGGAAUUGAAGACAAAAUUUAUAUCUUGGGUGGCGAUUACGCACCAGAUGAGAUCACAGAUGAAGUACAAGUCUACCACAGUGGCAGAUCUGAGUGGGAGGAAGUCUCACCCAUGCCACGAGCCUUAACGGAAUUUUACUGCCAGGUGAUUCAGUUUAAUAAAUACAGAGACCCAUGGUUUUCUAAUCAUUUCUGA